Fraxinus pennsylvanica is the source of this 1008-nucleotide messenger RNA. NCBI's taxonomy places the organism in Eukaryota, Viridiplantae, Streptophyta, Magnoliopsida, Lamiales, Oleaceae. The record is from the annotation of a GenBank genome assembly.
AUGUUCCAAGCUCGUUUUUGCUCAGUAAUUGGAGAUUCGAGAGACAUUGACAAAGAAAACGUGAAAAGUAAAAAUCGGAAAAGGAAAGAGGCGGAUAAACCGGUGUAUCUUCACAGAUCCAAGAGUACAAAAAGCUCGAAAAGGUUAGUACCAAGGGUUUGCAAGUCAUGGGGAAGAGCAGUAAGGGGGCCUUAUUGUUGGCAAGAGAUAGACAUUGAGGAAUGGAGUCGAAACUCCAAGCCUGAAAUUGUAGACCGAAUGGUUCGAUUGCUUAUCACGAGAAGUGGUGGCUCCCUCAAGAAACUCUGUGUAUCCGGUCUCUCUAGUGACCAGACCAUUUUGUUCAUUGCAAACCAUGCGAAAUCUCUCAGGACUCUGCGACUGCCAAGAAGUGAAAUAAAUGAUUCAAUUGUGGAAAAGGCUGCUGGGAUGCUUUCGACUAUUACAUGUUUAGAUUUGAGCUACUGCAUUAACAUAGGAGCCGAAGCCCUUGAAGCCUUAGGGAAGCACUGUAAAUUUCUCACCAGUUUGCGCCGCAUAAUGCACCCUCUAGAAGUGAUCAACAAACUUUCCCAAGACGAUGAAGCCCUCGCGAUUGCUGCUACAAUGCCUAGUCUCAAGCAUCUCGAGAUUGCCUACUUGCUUGUUAGCACAGAAAGUGUAAUCGAGAUUCUUAAAAACUGCGAACAACUCGAAUUAAUUGAUCUACGGGGUUGUUGGAAUGUCAAUCUAGACGAGAAGUUUGUGAAAAAGUUCACAAAAUUGAAGGUGAUUGGACCCAUGGUUGUUGAUUGUUAUGACAUGAAUGGUUGGGAGAACUGCUCAGAUUAUUCGGCCUCGUCUGGUUACCUAGCCUGGGACUUUGUGGCUGGCGAUAUAGACGAUGAUUAUGCCGAGAUGUUGGAUGAUCUUUGGGAAGGCGACCAUCCUUUGGAGGACAUUGAAAUGUGGUUCUACGAUGAUGUUAAUGCUGUUGAUGCUGGAUAUGAUUGGCCUCAGUCUCCUUAA